Molecule: messenger RNA, 267 nt
Organism: Drosophila melanogaster (fruit fly)
Lineage: Eukaryota; Metazoa; Arthropoda; Insecta; Diptera; Drosophilidae
Gene: ng4
Product: new glue 4
Exons: 1
Coding region: 33-206 (57 amino acids)
Cellular component (GO): extracellular region
Source: RefSeq, marked reviewed
AGAAACCGCUGUUAUUUUGGGCGAGAGAGAUAAUGGAAUGGAAACUGCUGCUAAUAGUCCUGCCCUGGCUGCUCGUAUGUAAAAUUUUUUAUAAGGUCGAGGACUUUACGGAGCCUGAUGUCGCUUACCAAAGCAUUGACUAUCAUCCCGAGGACUACAUCGAUUCCUUCACCGACUUUCAGAAGCAUGACUACUUUCAGUAUUGAGAGUAUGCUGGUGUUUCCUUUUUGUUUAAUUUUUUUUUUUGUUUGUUAAAAAGUCUUGAAU